UUUCUGGCUACGCCCCUGACCGCCACCAUUUGCUCAGGCCACCGUGACUGGUGUUCCAAUGAACUCGACAAGCCAAUACCACGAGAAUUCCCAGCAAGCUUCAUUUCAAGCUCCAGUUCCUUGGUCCUCUCGCCUCUAUGACUGCUGCCAUGACGUCUCAAAUUGUUGCCUGACAUGCUGGUGCCCAUGCAUUACCUUUGGUCGAAUUGCAGAUAUUGUUGACAAAGGAUCAAAAACUAAGUAUACAAUGUGUGGCAUGGUGUUUUGUGUUGCAGCUACUGGAUUUAGUGAAGUAGUUUACGCACUAAUUGCCAAUUUGAUUGGUUGUGGAUGCUUGUACUCGUACCCCUAUCGCACAAAAAUCAGGCAGCAGUACAUGUUAGAGGAGAGGCCUUGUGGGGAUUGCUUGGUUCAUUUCUGCUGCGAGCCAUGUGCCUUAAGCCAAGAGUAUCGUGAGCUUGAAGCCCGCGGAUUCGACAUGAGCAUAGGUUGA
This is a messenger RNA of Quercus robur (English oak), 493 nucleotides long. RefSeq names its product cell number regulator 10-like. NCBI's taxonomy places the organism in Eukaryota, Viridiplantae, Streptophyta, Magnoliopsida, Fagales, Fagaceae. The record is from RefSeq and is a predicted model, not a curated record. The transcript is spliced from 3 exons. Bases 59 to 493 code for a protein of 144 amino acids.